Diabrotica virgifera virgifera (western corn rootworm) is the source of this 2505-nucleotide messenger RNA. Its product is annotated as cyclin-K. The coding region runs from base 139 to 1317 and encodes 392 amino acids. The transcript has 4 exons. The record is from RefSeq and is a predicted model, not a curated record. Gene Ontology annotation, molecular function: cyclin-dependent protein serine/threonine kinase activator activity. Gene Ontology annotation, biological process: regulation of transcription by RNA polymerase II; positive regulation of DNA-templated transcription, elongation. NCBI's taxonomy places the organism in Eukaryota, Metazoa, Arthropoda, Insecta, Coleoptera, Chrysomelidae. Gene Ontology annotation, cellular component: cyclin/CDK positive transcription elongation factor complex; nucleus.
UUUUAUAAUAAGUUAGGUUAUAAAAUUUAGUUUUGUGAAUUUGUGAUCUGUUAUUUUAGGUAUUUAAUAAAUUACAAAACAAAUGAGAAAAUUAUUAAUCAUAACUUACAUUAUUAUUGAAUAGAGUUAACCAGGAAAAUGCCAGGGUGGUAUUUUAAUAAAAAAGAACUGAAAAAUACACCUUCAUCUCAAGAUGGAAUCGACUAUAAGACUGAAAUGCGAUAUCGUAAAGAAGGUGCCAGGCUGAUCAUAGAUACUGGUACAAAAAUGGAUUUAGGAUACAAUACAAUGGCAACUGGUGUAGUUUAUUACCACAGAUUUUACAUGUUUCAUUCCUUUAAACAGUUUCCUAGAUAUGUCACUGCCUGUUGUUGUUUAUUCCUGGCUGGAAAGGUGGAGGAAACGCCAAAGAAAUGUAAAGACAUUAUAAAAACUGCCAGAGGCUUACUUAAUGAUCAUAAAUUUGCAACAUUUGGAGAGGACCCAAAGGAAGAGGUGAUGACUUUAGAAAGAAUUUUACUUCAAACAAUCAAAUUUGAUUUACAAGUAGAACAUCCUUAUCAGUACCUGUUAAAAUAUGCAAAAUGUCUAAAAGGUGACAAAGGUAAAUUGCAAAAGAUGGUUCAAAUGGCUUGGACCUUUGUAAAUGACAGUUUAUGUACCACAUUAUGCCUCCAGUGGGAACCUGAAAUAAUUGCUGUAGCAUUAAUGUACUUGGCUGGAAAACUUAGUAAAUUUGAAGUUAUAGACUGGAUAGGCAGGCAUUCUAAACAUUGCAGAUGGUGGGACAUGUUUGUAGAAGAUGUUACCAUGGAUCUAUUAGAGGACAUAUGUCAUCAGGUUUUGGAUUUAUAUUCGCAAUCAGAUACAAAUCCUCCAGACAGUCCACCAAUGGCACAAAAAGGUCCACAAACACCAUCACCAAUACCAAGAGCUUCAAAUGGUCACGAAAAACCUUCUUCGCCUGAACAGCCCCCUCCGAUGGUCAAAAUACCACCUCAUUCAGAAGUGCCCCAAUUUCCUUACCAAACUUUUACUUGUGGCCCCCCACCUACGGCUGUAUAUCCUACUCCAGUUCCAACAUUCUCCGCACCUCCAACCACACAUCCACCUCAUCUAACAGGUCCUCCACCUGGACCACCUCCUCACAUUAGCGCUCCUCCACCAAACGUGUUUCCAUCAUUUGUAAACCAUCCUCCACCAUUUGCUCCUCCACCUGUAGUUCCUACUGCAGCUCCUCCACCAUUUUUCCCUGCAAAUGCUCCUCCUCCGAAUCAACCUCCACCACACAGGCCAUUCUAUGCGCCUCCUACGUAGUUUCCAUUUUCCUAAUUUUAUAGAAUAAACAAUUAGGAAUAGGCCCUAAUGUUUUCUAAUUUAAGGGUUCCAUUUUUCACAAUUUGACCAGAUUUAGACAAUUUAUUGCAUUUUGACGUUUGAAGUUUGCGAUUUUGUGACACCACGUGAUCAAUAUUACAGUCUGGAACAUCUGGAAUUACUGAGUUACGUAGUAUUGGUAUAAACUUACAGAUGUUUGAAAUGUGUCGAAUACGUUUUAAAUAUCUUAAAUUAAGUAUUAUACUAAAAUCACCAUAAAGAUGCAUCAGAAAUAAACAAACCAAGACACGUUGAAUGUUACGAUGAGCACUCCCGAAUCAUGAUCUACAACGUAUAAACUUUGUAAAUCAUGAUUUGGGUUUUACAAUGUAUACAGGGUGUCCCCGAAAAUAGUGCGUUUCUUUAAGGUAUGGAUAUAAUACACAAUUUAGAACAAAAAAGUCCUAUAACAUGUUUUUCUAAAGUUAACCGUUUACAAGAAAAAAAUUACAUUGUUCUCCAAAUAAGUGAAUUUUUAUUUUCAUAAAUCUGAAUGACAUGGCAACGUAGCCUAGAAUAACUUGCUGUGAUUGUGGAAAUUUAACCUAAUAACCCUUUGUUUAUUUACUUUGAGGUGUUAUUUUUGGGGUUGUUGACAUCGUAGAUACCUACCUGCAAAAUAAUAAUAUGGGUUUGGUUGAUAUUUACAUUAUUUUACCAACCAGAUGCAACUGACCUACAAACCUACUUUUUUAAUCUCUAGAUUUUUGAGUUGCGCGUUGUUGCCAGACUUCAAUUUGCAUAUCAAAAUGUAUUUUCGUUUUUUGGUCAAACGGAUCAAUUUAGAAAAAAAUGUUGUCUUUUUUGCUCUACAUUGUGCCUUCUACUUAUACCUUUAAGGAACGCACUAUUUUCGGGGACACCCUGUAUACAUUGUAAAUUAUGAUUUGGGAGUGUUCCUCCUAACAUUCAACGUAUCUUGGUUUGUUUAUUUCUAGUGCAUCUUUAUUGUGAUUGUAGUAUAGGUACUUUAGUUUUAAGAUGUGAUAUUUUUUACUAAUGUAAAAAAUGGUUGCUUCAAACAUUGAAUUUUUUGUUAUUUUGUAAAUUUCAUAAAUUAUUUUAAAACAUAAAUGGGAGAUAUAUCUUGUAUGAUACAAAUGUAUUAUCAAUAUAUUUUUAUCAAAA